UUUUAAACCCUCAGAAACCCUAGGGUUUCUUCCAUUGCUCACAAGCUGCAGAAGGAAUUUCUUUGUUUGUUAGUCAUCAAAGAGAAGAAUGUCGAUCGCGGAGCUUGCCUGCUCUUACGCAUGUUUGAUUCUCAGCGACGAUGGCAUCCCCAUCACGUCUGAGAAGAUUGCUACCCUUUUGAAGGCUGCCAACGUGAACUGCGAAUCUUACUGGCCAGGCUUGUUUGCCAAGCUUGCAGAGAAGAAAAACAUUGAGGAUCUCAUUGUGAACGUUGGUGCUGGUGGUGGUGGUGCUGCCCCAGCUGUUGCCGCCCCUGCUGCCGGUGGUGCAGUUGCUGCUGCCGCCCCUGCUCCAGAGGAGAAGAAGGAAGAACCAAAGGAAGAGAGUGACGAUGACAUGGGAUUCAGCUUAUUCGAUUAGAAGCUUCAAUUUUAAUAUUUUUUGAGUGUCGUGAUAUCAUUUUGUUUCGUGAUCGAAUUUAGCAGCAAUUCUUGCGAUUAUAUUUAAAAUUUUCUUGCAUAUGUUCCAAUUGAAAUGAUGUGUUUUGAACCCCAAAUUCUGUGUCGUGAUUUACGUACAAGGUGAAUAUUGGUAUCGCUACAUUCACGUAACUAA
Molecule: messenger RNA, 616 nt
Organism: Cynara cardunculus var. scolymus (artichoke)
Lineage: Eukaryota; Viridiplantae; Streptophyta; Magnoliopsida; Asterales; Asteraceae
Product: 60S acidic ribosomal protein P1-like
Exons: 4
Coding region: 89-421 (110 amino acids)
Biological process (GO): translational elongation; cytoplasmic translation
Cellular component (GO): cytosolic large ribosomal subunit; ribosome
Molecular function (GO): protein kinase activator activity; ribonucleoprotein complex binding; structural constituent of ribosome
Source: RefSeq, a predicted model, not a curated record